UUCGGUGUCAUACCCAAACAAACGAUCAGUUGUAGAAUUGCAGGCCGGUGCCGCGCGGUUUCAAAUAAUGAACGUGAACUGGUUCCGCCAAAUUGGCUAUAUCUACGCAGUGCUGUGCCUUUUCGGUUCGAUGCUGGGCGCUGUUUAUUUCUUCCGGAAAAUAUUCGAGCCCGACAGCUAUUGCGAUAAGCAUUAUUGCGAAAAAGGAUUUAACCAUGCGAUGGUAUCUGUGACCGGCGUGGUUGUGUGCCUUGUAUCGGCUUCUAUAACUAUGCUUGUAAAAUUGGGCUUAGAUCAGUGUGAGAUCGGUUACAUCCAAAUCGGUCGAACGUUUAUGCUGGUGCGAAGCUUGUUCCUUACGAUUCGUUGGACAUAUGAAAGUGUUGCCCUGACGAUUGCAGAAAUUGGUCAAGCCGUGCCUGUGGUGGAUGAUCAAUUUCGCAGCCUAAUUCUUCUGUUAGUUGUUGGGGUAAAAAAACAAAAUUCAUAAGUUGACUUUGUAGAGAAUUCAUUUUUGCUAAACAUUUGUAUCUAAUAAACAGCGUCCACUGGCAUGGAGUUAUGGAUUCUAGAUGGAGUGCAGGAAUAUUUGCGGCUAUGGUUGCCAGAAUACUCAUCCAGGAGCGGACCAUCCAGGCUAGUGCAUCAAAUAGGUCUAAUAAAUAAUCGUGUUGGAAGCCCAAGGGGGUUCUAUUUGUAAGCUCCGCAUCGAUUGAUGUUGGUGCAUAUCCCAUCAAUAAAAGUGUAAUAUCUU
Armigeres subalbatus is the source of this 754-nucleotide messenger RNA. RefSeq lists its product as uncharacterized. Bases 68 to 490 code for a protein of 140 amino acids. NCBI's taxonomy places the organism in Eukaryota, Metazoa, Arthropoda, Insecta, Diptera, Culicidae. The transcript is spliced from 3 exons. The record is from RefSeq and is a predicted model, not a curated record.